This is a messenger RNA of Diuraphis noxia (Russian wheat aphid), 1292 nucleotides long. RefSeq names its product tubulin glycylase 3A-like. Lineage: Eukaryota; Metazoa; Arthropoda; Insecta; Hemiptera; Aphididae. Gene Ontology annotation, cellular component: axoneme; microtubule cytoskeleton. The record is from RefSeq and is a predicted model, not a curated record. Gene Ontology annotation, biological process: cilium movement; protein polyglycylation; cilium assembly. Gene Ontology annotation, molecular function: protein-glycine ligase activity, initiating.
AUGCAUUCUAAUAAUAACUACACUAGCAAAAGAAAUUCAUUUUUAACCUGGUAUGGUAAGAAUUACGACUUUAGCGAAGUAAAGCAAUGUUCAAUUCCAAACAAUACUAAAACGAAUGAUAAACAAGACGGUUCUAAGCAAAUUUCGGAUUUAAAAAAUGAAAACCAAUAUUCAGAAUCGUCAAAAUAUAGGAGUAGUUGUAAACUUAACACCGGAUACCAACUAAAUUUUAAUAACUAUACUCAGGAGCUUUAUAAAGCAUUGAUAAAAGAGUGCAACUAUAACUUAUUAGAUUUAAAUUCAUUAAACACAUCAUUAGACUUUGAGUCUUUGACGAGUGUUACUCAUCGAACGUUGAAAGCUAUAAAGUUAGAUGUUUAUGCAAAAUGUAAAUAUUUACUUGAAGAAGUGAAAAAAUAUUGCCCCCAACACUAUAUAGACGGGAUUACCAACACAUGGAUCAUAAAACCCACGUCAAACUGUUCUGGUCAUGGUAUUAUAUUGUCUAGACACUUGCAGACGAUAAAACAAAAAAUCACUGUUGCAGAUGUCUUCAAAAAUAAUUAUAUUGUACAAAAAUAUAUAGAAAGGCCGCUUUUGAUUUAUACGUGUAAAAUUGAUUUACGACAAUGGUUUUUAGUGACCAAUAUGAGUCCAGUAGUUGUAUGGAUGUACAAAGAGGGUUACGUUCGAUUUUGUACUAACAGUUUUUCCAUGGAAAAUAUACAUGAAUCCAUUCAUCUCAGCAAUGUCAGACUGCAAAAUAAAUAUCGAAAAAUUAGAAAUUCACAAGUACCUGCAGAGUGUAUGUGGGAUUACAGAGAACUACAAAACUAUUUGAGGAAUAUCGGACAAGAAUACGUAUGGGAUGAAUUAAUAUUUCCCGGCAUGAGUGAGAGUAUUUACGCUGURUUACAAGCUGCUACGGACACUUCGUUUUAUCGCGACAAAACUUUUCAAUUGUUUGGAGCCGACUUCUUGAUUACAGAUAAAUUUAUCCCAUAUUUAAUCGAGAUCAAUUCCAUUCCCGGACUGAAUCCGUCUACGAGCGUAAUUGCCAAUUUAGUGCCGAUGCUCCUGCGUGACAUUGUAAAAGUGACGGUGGACUACAAGAAAAACUCGAAAGCUGAGACAGGACUGUUUGUAAAGGUUGUGCCGGAAAAGUGGAAACCAGCCUCAGUGGCUGUGGUGAACAAGGACAWUCCAUUCAAUUCGUCRGCGGUUGUGUCUGCGGAACAGACACCGUUUAUGUUAGACUACCACCGCCGGUGGAUGGACACUGUCAAUAAAAA